Bipolaris sorokiniana ND90Pr is the source of this 914-nucleotide messenger RNA. RefSeq lists its product as uncharacterized. The coding region runs from base 161 to 658 and encodes 165 amino acids. The transcript has 3 exons. The record is from RefSeq and is a predicted model, not a curated record. NCBI's taxonomy places the organism in Eukaryota, Fungi, Ascomycota, Dothideomycetes, Pleosporales, Pleosporaceae.
GCAAGAGUACGCAUCGCAUCACCACUAUAUACUGCAUCUUCGCAAGACAUCCCUGACUUCUUUUUCCUCUGCAUCUCCCUUGCCGGUUUCCUAGGUCCCAUCCACUUCCUUUGCAGAGCGUGCGAAGUGGGGAAUCUCAACACAAGACACCAGCAGCGCAAUGAAUACCACCCGAGUAACACGGUCGCUAUGGAUACGAGCAGCGAUACAGACAAGACCAGCAGUACGGGUUUCGCAAAGAAGCUUCGCAACUGAGACACAACCUCCGUUGCCACCACCGCCACGCAAAGAACCAUCGCGAGUAGGCGCAUACUACGGCACCUUCGGCUCCCCGAUCCUCAAAUGCUUCCUCGGCGCCCUCUUCACAUACCAACUCGCCUACUACAUCUGGUACAAGCUCGAAACCGUCGAAGAACGGCAUGAAACACGCUUGGAAAUUGCUGAGCUGCAGCAAGAACUAAAGCAAGCGCUUGAAAAGCAGAGUCAGGCGGCGCAGGAAAAGUGGGAUAGGGCGGCGGAGGUGUUGCAGAGGGAGAAGCACGAGUUGGGCGAGGCGGUGGACGCCGUGGUUGAGGAGGUGAGGGAGGGGGCGGAUGAGGUGGGGAGGGGGACCAGGGCGGUGGGGAAGGUUGCAAGUGGGGGGUGGUGGCCUUGGUGAUGGGCUGAUGAUGGGCUGAUGUUGGCAUGUGUAUUAUUAUUAGGAUACGUAAUUGAUGCAUGGGCGAUACCCUUUCUUCUCUGCAACAAUAACCUUGGUUGUGUUGUACAUGGACAUAUUAUCGAAUCUCUUGCCAACUUUCGUUUUCCCCGAGCUCCCUUCGUUCGUGUCGAUACUCUCUUGAACAACCUGUUCUCGCUCUCAUUUCAAUCUUCUUCUCUUUCUUCAUGCUUGCGUCAUCUUCCAUCUACUUCAC